GCGUGUCUCAUUCAUCUCCACCCCUUCCCUCCUUUCUAAUUUCCUCAACUCUGUUUGUCUUUCUUCCACUUCUCUUCUUCACUGUCACAUUGAGUCUUCCCUCACCACGCCAUGAAAAUCAGGGUUCUACACUGAUCCUCCUUGAUAUAUUUCUCUCUAGAAACUUCCAAUUGAUGGCUACGUCUUCUCUUCUACACCUACCCGAACUUCACUUUCUUUCUCCACAAAUAACUCUCAACCGCCGUUUCUCUCCCCCUUCACGUUCCAUUUCCAUCCUUUCUACCUCCAAUGCUACUCUUCGCACCACGCGAAUCCAUGCUUCGAAAGAUGAAUCCGCGUUAGCCGAGCGAGUGAACAACGUGGAGUGGAGCGGAAACGGAGUUGCGUCCCGCGCCGGCGGCAUCAAAGGCAAUGGAGCUGCGGGAGGAUAUGCUAACGACGUCGUCAAAGGAAGAUCGGUGGAGUAUGGAUAUGGAAACGGUGUAGCUGCUACGGAAGUUGUGGAAGUUGAAGCCUCCAAGGUGAAUGAGGAUGGGAGGAAGAGAAGGUUGGAGGAGAUUGGAAAAGAAGACGCGUGGUUUAAACAGACUGAGAAAGAACAAGUUGAGGUAGCAGUUGCUCCUGGAGGUCGUUGGAGUAGAUUCAGGACUUACUCUACAAUUCAAAGAACCUUAGAAAUUUGGGGAUUUGUUGUAUCGUUUAUCUUUAAGGUUUGGCUGAGCAAUCAGAAGUUCUCUUACAAAGGAGGAAUGACCGAGGGAAAAAAGACGUUAAGGCGGAAGACCCUCGCCAAGUGGCUUAAGGAAAGCAUUCUGAGAUUAGGUCCUACAUUCAUUAAAAUUGGUCAGCAGUUCUCCACUAGGGUGGACAUUCUACCUCAAGAAUAUGUUGACCAGUUGGCCGAACUUCAGGAUCAAGUUCCUCCAUUUCCCUCUGAGACUGCUAUAGCUAUUGUUGAAGAAGAGCUUGGAGCUCCUGUUCGUGAUGUCUUUGAUCAGUUUGACUAUGAACCAAUAGCUGCUGCAAGUCUUGGUCAGGUACAUCGUGCAAAAUUGAAGGGACAGGAGGUUGUUGUUAAAGUGCAAAGGCCUGGUCUCAAGGAUCUUUUUGAUAUUGAUCUAAAAAACCUGAGGGUUAUUGCUGAAUAUCUUCAAAAAAUUGAUCCAAAGUCAGAUGGUGCAAAGAGGGAUUGGGUUGCUAUUUAUGAUGAAUGUGCCUCUGUCUUAUAUCAGGAGAUUGAUUACACUAAGGAGGCUGCUAAUGCAGAAUUAUUUGCAAGUAACUUUAAGAACAUGAGUUAUGUGAAAGUUCCUACAAUCUACUGGGAUUAUACCACGCCACAGAUUCUGACAAUGGAGUAUGUUCCAGGAAUUAAAAUAAACAAAAUACAAGCUUUAGAUCAACUAGGCGUUGAUCGCACAAGGUUAGGGAGAUAUGCAGUUGAGUCGUACUUGGAACAAAUUUUAUCGCAUGGUUUCUUCCAUGCUGACCCUCAUCCUGGAAAUAUUGCAGUUGAUGAUGUCAAUGGUGGAAGAUUGAUCUUCUAUGAUUUUGGAAUGAUGGGGAGCAUCAGUCCAAACAUUCGAGAAGGCUUGCUUGAAACAUUUUAUGGAGUGUAUGAGAAGGAUCCAGAUAAGGUUCUUCAAUCAAUGAUUCAAAUGGGUGUUCUUGUCCCGACUGGAGAUAUGACUGCUGUUAGGCGAACAGCACAAUUCUUUCUUAACAGUUUUGAGGAGCGCCUGGCUGCACAAAGGAGAGAGAGAGAGGAAGCAACAGGCGAACUUGGAUUCAAAAAACCAUUAAGCAAGGAGGAGAAAAUAAUGAAGAAGAAACAACGUCUAGCUGCUAUUGGCGAAGAUUUAUUAUCCAUUGCCGGAGACCAACCCUUCCGAUUUCCUGCUACAUUUACAUUUGUUGUAAGAGCCUUCUCAGUGUUGGAUGGCAUUGGAAAGGGCCUUGACCCGCGUUUUGACAUUACUGAGAUUGCCAAACCUUAUGCUCUGGAGUUACUAAGGUUUCGUGAGGCAGGAGUUGAAGUUGCUUUAAAGGACUUCAGGAAGAGAUGGGACAGACAAUCUCAAGCAUUUUACAACUUAUUUAGGCAGGCUGACAGGGUUGACAAGCUUGCUACAGUUAUCCAAAGACUGGAGCAAGGAGAUCUAAAGCUCCGAGUUCGAACCUUAGAAUCCGAGAGAGCAUUCCAGCGUGUUGCCACAGUCCAGAAGACUAUAGGGAAUGCAGUAGCUGCUGGAAGCCUAAUAAAUCUUGCCACCGUUUUGUAUCUCAAUUCAAUUCGUGUGCCUGCAAUUGCAGCAUAUGUCUUCUGUGCAUUCUUUGGUUUCCAAGUGCUCUUUGGCAUUGUAAAGGUCAAGAAGCUAGAUGAACAGGAACGAUUGAUAACCGGAACUGCAUAAACAACUACAAGAAUUUGGACAGUAUGUAGCACAUGAUAAGGUCAUGUUUGCAAGUCCACCUCCAAACCAUGAAAGGGAACUUCGGGAAAAAGUAAUGCCCAACAUUUUCAGAAUUCAUCAGCAGAUGCAAAAUCUUUCGACUAAAAAAUUUGCAGGAGGCAUUUUAUGUUCAUCACCUGUUCCUGAUGCUUUGUAAAAUUAUAUCGAGCUCUGCAUUAGUUAGCCGUAUUUUUGUCAUUUAUCACCCCCAAAAAAAUAAUAAAGGCAUAGUCGCAUAAAGUAAGUUUUGUAGGCAUGAUGUAAGUUCUGUAUAUAUCCACUAUAUUACACUUGAACUUAACUGAAAUUGUAAAUUUAAUUAUUUUUUUUUAUAUGUAGAAUGACUCUUGUAAUUACCAUGGUAUGAUUAUGAUGCAGCCUCCUAAAAUAUCUGGAGGAGAAGCUUAACCUGACAUUGACAUAAA
Messenger RNA from Cicer arietinum (chickpea), 2878 nucleotides. Its product is annotated as protein ACTIVITY OF BC1 COMPLEX KINASE 8, chloroplastic. Gene Ontology annotation, biological process: regulation of response to reactive oxygen species. NCBI's taxonomy places the organism in Eukaryota, Viridiplantae, Streptophyta, Magnoliopsida, Fabales, Fabaceae. The record is from RefSeq and is a predicted model, not a curated record.